Molecule: messenger RNA, 498 nt
Organism: Fraxinus pennsylvanica
Lineage: Eukaryota; Viridiplantae; Streptophyta; Magnoliopsida; Lamiales; Oleaceae
Source: the annotation of a GenBank genome assembly
AUGGACCAACUUGCAUCUCUAAUCCAUCUUCAGUUCUGUUGGGGAAGAAAAACAAUGGACUGGGGUUUUGUGCAUAGAAUUUGGGACAAAUGGGCAUCCAACAACGUGGGUUAUUCAGGUCUACCAUUGAAGGGUGCUUUGUUAAUUAACUAUGAUCCUACCGGACCUGGUCGCCUAGUAUCUACCGUAGCAGAGCAAGAGGGCAUACAAGCUGAUCCAAUUGAACUUAGUCAGUUUGUCGGUUAUGUUAAGAGAAACAAACUUCAGACAGAGAGCUUCUUUAUUGGAUCAAACCAAUAUCUUGUCACCUCAAUUCAUGAGAGUUGGUUUGGUGCAAGGUGCAUGGACACUUCAAAACCUGCUGGUGAAGGUGCUAUUGUGAUGCAGACGGCAGCAUUUCUCUUGGUUGGACUAUACGAGGGCUCUAUAGGAUCAGCAUCUCGUGCAAUGGCGGCUGUUGAUCAAUUUGCGUGGCAAUUAGGACGAAGAAACCUUUGA